ACCAGGCUUCCCUUGCACUGAAUGAGAUGCAGCAAGUUCUGGGAAGAACCAGCCUGUCUGCGUCUCCCUGGUCCUGGGAAGUUUCAAUUCUUCAAGCUGGGCAGGGACUGCGCUCUUGCUAAAACUGCUUCGCCAGCAGAUUCUUCGGUUCUCCGGAGCCCCCAGCUUCCAAUCACCAGGAGGGCCUGUGUUCCUCUGAACGUGGGGGUGACUUAAAGAACACUUGGGUAGGAAGGAGAGGACAGUGCUGCCCCUCAGCCCUCUGACCUUCAGUUCAUCUCCAGGUCUUGGGAAGGGGAGACACUCCAGUGGGCUCCCUGGGGGCCUGGGGGUGGGGACCUAGGGCCGGGAUGGAGGCUGGGCCGCAGGACCGUCAGGGGGAUGGGCAGGGCUGCGGAAUAACGCCUAGGGUGCCUGGGCGGGAGGAGCCCCGGAUGCCUGCAGAGCCCGGCAGCCUGGGAAGCGGGCUUCGGACUCCGGCGUCUUUGAAGAGUUCUCUGGAAGUUGGGGAGGCGGGGCGAGCGGCGCUCUCCUGUCCUACCCGCGUGGGGCGCGGGAGUUGAGGAGGGACGGGUCGGCAGCGCGGUCCGGUGCGUCCCGCUGCGGUGACGCUCCAGCCGAUUCCCCGGUUGCAGCUCGGGGUCGGCAGGGCGCAGGCGCCUGGCGGAGGGCAGAGCGCGCGGGCACGAUGGAAGGGCUGGUCCUGCUCAAGGCCCUGGUCACCAGGCUGCUGUUCGUGCUGCACUCGCUGGUCGGGGUCUGGAGAGUGACCUGGGUGAAGGAAGAGCACCGCUACUGGCUCCUGGCCCUGCUCAACCUCCUGCUGCUCCUGGAGAUGGUGCUCACCCUUAAGUUCAAGCGUGGCAGAGGUUACAAAUGUAGCCAGAGCCAUACUGGCUAUGUGGAAACCGGCCUCGUGUGUGGUGAAGGACUGCUGAUUAAGGCUGACACAAGAGAAAAAAGUAAAAGACAGAGUGGCUGGGUAAAAACAGUCACAGAAAAACGAAGGGAGAGGAAAAAGGAUGAAGAGGAGGAACUGGAGAUGGAGGACGAGGAGGGCGAAGAGGAAGUGGAGGAGAAAGAAAAGGAGAGGAGAACUCACAGAGGUGGCAGAGAGGAGAAUCACGAAGAUGAGCUUGUCACCCUUGCCUGCUGGGCUCUUGAGCAUCUAGUGGAGGAAAGAUGCAGUGGGCACCAGUGGCUGGAAGAGACGGGACUUUGCAGUAUUAGAGCUGAGCAAAUAAGUAAUCUGGAGUACGGUGGUGCCAGUGGUGUCGGUGGUAAUGGUGGUGACAACAUUUUUAUCGCAAUUGUUCAAGUGAAGGUUCAAGAGAGGAAUCUCAGUUUCCAAGCCCUGGGCUUUGCAUCUGUGCAUGAUGCCUUAGCCUUUGCAUCCUCUGGGGCCUAUGGAACAGGAGACAGCACAUAUUGCAGUGCUCAGCCUGAGAGAACGGCACAGAACUUCAGCAGAAGAGGAGAUGUUAAUCAAACCCUGAUGUCCCACGGACACACCAGUGGAGUGGAGGACUUCAUCGAGCUGGCCAGAGGUUUUGUAAAUGACUUAUCCAUGGUAUGUGAACCAGUUUGGACUUUAGGACUCCAUCAAACACUACUGUUAAUACUAAUCAUUGGAAGAUGGCUUCUGCCGAUUGGAGGCACCAUCACCAGAGACCAACUCUCAGAACUUCUUCUAACCUUUGUGGGGACAGCUGCUGAUAUACUGGAAUUCACCACCGAGACUCUGAAGGAAAAUAAUGUCAGGACUAACCCUGCACUGGUCUCUGGUAUCCUUGUUAUAUGGACUUGGAGUAUGCUGCAGUUUCCACUCGACCUGGCAGUCCAGCUGAAACUGGUGUGUCCCUCGUCCGUGAAAGCCAGGGGCUUUCUCAGGCUGUUCCUGUGCCAGUACAGUGCGGAUCUGUGGAGCAUUGGCCUCAGCAUCUUCAUUCAAGAUGGUCCCUUCCUCAUCGUGCGCCUCAUACUGAUGACCUAUUUCAAAGUCAUCAACCACAUGCUGGUGUUCUUUGCGGUGAAGAAUUUCCUUGUGAUGGCAUUGCAUCUCUACCGUUUGGUGGCGCUGAUCUUGGCCACCCGUGCUUCCUUGCGUGAUCAGUCGGAAAGCUCCAAACCACAGCACGGUGGCCCUGACCAACCCCCUGAGAGUGGGCUCAGAGGAUGGGAGGGUAAGUCCAGGGAACACCUGUCUCUUCCUUUGCAAGCCUCACCUGUCACCUCUGAGGAGUCCUAUCCCACACCUUAGUUAUUCCCAUCCUUCAGCUGGGAGAUUUCACUUUCUUGUUCUUCCUACAGACAAGUUCCUUUUUGAUUUUUCUCCCUAAUCCUUACAUGCAACAAUCUCCAUAGAAACAAUGUGAAAAGAUGUCCCAUCAGAGCCGAGGUAUUGUCUUUAUUUUUUUCAUCUGAAGGGAAGGAACAUUGAUAAAUAGCUGUGGGACCACUAAGAUGGGUUCCCAUUGAACCCUCGUAGAGUCAGAGACAGGGUUUUAUAGCCUGCUCUCCAAAGAAUCAGAGCCAGCAAACUCUGCUGGUGGUUACUUGGAAAUACAGAAGCUUUUAACUGUUGGUCACACCGACCUCAGCAAUGUCCAUCUGGCAUCAAGGAUGUGCCUUGAGUGAAUGCAGUGGAGAGCAGGGUAAAAUGCCUUUAAAAUGACCUCAGCAUGAGCUAGAGGCCAGGAACAGCUCUGCCCAGCUUCCACAGCGCCCACAGUAGUAAUGGGAGCCACACAGGCCUUUUCAGGAACAUUAUUGUGUUAGUCACUUUUCUGUUGCUACGAUAGAAACACCAUGAACAAGGGAACUUAUAAAAGGAAGAGUGUAUUUAUCUUAUGGAGGCGUGGCAGCAGAGCUGGCCUGAGGAGGAGCAGAAGCUAAGCUCUCACAUCUUCAAGCAGGCACAGGAGCCAGAGAGUGACUGGAGAUCUGGAAAGGCUUAAGAACUCUCUAAGCCCACCCCAGUGAUGUGCUUCCUCCAGCAUGACCACAGCUUCUAAGACCUCCCUAAACAGAGCCACCAAGUGGGGACAAAAUGUUCAAAUACUUGGCACCUACGGGGGAUGUUCUCCUUCAAACCAGCACAAUUAAUUUUCUGGACCGAAGUGAUAUUCUGUCCUGGUGCGUAUGAUCUUACAGAAAUGUGAUGGCUUUAGGCUUGGCUCACACAAAAUACACAGCAGGGUCAUUGUGGCUACCCAUGGCAUGACAAGAAAUGUGGUGAAACACCCACAUGGACACAGUUUCCAUCAAGUAUGAUUGGCUGGGCCAUUUGAAUACCUUGUUACUUUUGCUAGGUUGUCAGAGUGUCUCAUGUGAUCAGGUGCCAAGGAGCAGCCAUGCAGUGAUGAAGGUGUUUGCAGCCCUAAGUGUUCCCAUGGUUUUUGGUGUCUCUGAGCAGCAGCAGCCGUACCGCAGAAGCACUGUUGCUGGGGUCAGCUGCCUUCCACACAGGGCGUGGUGGGUAGUGCCAGCCUCACACACCGGCCUCCAUCAGUGUUAAAAAUCACCACAUGCCUCGCCCUCCCAGAAAUCACUGUGGCGUCAUAUUCCAAGACUUGAAACAGCCCUCUUUAUGCAUCUCUGGACAUUCUGGGUGGAAAUGAUGCCCUAGCCUUUUAAAGCGACUUUUGCUUUUAAAUACAUGAUGUAAACAUAUACUUGGUUGUCUAGCAAAUAGUUCCAAACCUAUACUGUUAGGUUCUAGGCAUCAAUAGACUCAUGCUGAUACUCUCAGGGAUUCAGAGACAUCUGAUCAGGGUACUUCCUAAAUUGGAUAUAACCAUUAGCUAACCACUUGGGACAUUUUUAUCUAUGAAUGUCCAGUAUGGAAUGGUAUGGAUCCACAUCAUUGGAUAACAAGUUUUAUAGGCAAAUUCUAUUUUGUACUAAAUCAUGUCAGUUUUCUAGCAAAUUCCACUUCAUUUCUGCUUCUCAUUUCCACAAUGUUAUGUUUGUAAAAUGUGCAUGAAAGGAAAAGAAUAUUAUAACUUUCCAUAAUAAUUAUGUGCAAGUUAAGGUCAAGAAAUUGUAUUUACAUGCAGUAACAACUUGACAACUUUUAAAGUUAUCUCCUUUUAAAUGGUCAGCAAUAGGGGCUGGAGGGAUGACUCAGCAGUUAAGAGCUCUUGCAGAGGACAGGUCAGUUCCAAUCACCUAGGCAGCUCAUAACCACCUAUAAAUCCAUUUGGGGGGGAAUCUGAUGCCCUCUUGUGGUCUCUGUUGUCACUGCAUUCAUGUUCAUGCUCAUGCAUGCAUGCACGUGUACACACACACACACACACACACACUUGUUAAAAGAUAAAAAGCUCAGCACUGAAAAGCAAAAAAAGAAAUAACUGCUAUCUGUCAAGCCACCUCUGCAGAGUCUGCUGCUGGGCUCGCUGUUUUACGUUGAAAAUAUUUCCCCUGCAACAUGUAUGUGCAGAUCAUUACUGUGGAUUUGUUCCCAGCAUACUUUUCAUGUUUUAAUUUUUUUCCCAGAAAAACAAACACUAUGCCUCUAAAAAUAAAGUCUAAAAUAGUGCGGCUGUUGCAAGGAUAUUUUAAAGUGCUUUCAAAUCUGAGGCUUGGCAUGGUUUCAUGAAUGACUUUCUAGUGUUUAAAUAAAGUAUUUUGUAAUUAGCACUCCUCCUAAGGCCUGGGAAAGAAAAGACCUUGUCCAAAAUCUGAGUUAAUUUAGAAUACCAGGAAGUCAGAGAUCACCCAGUACCAGCUUGGUAAUUAAUGGUGGUCAAAAAUAGAUACAGUCUUCGAGGUUUUUCCGGGAAAAUCUGCUAAAGGCAGCAUUUACCCUAACGGCCACUAUUCUCAUCUCUUUAUACUGGCUG
Messenger RNA from Nannospalax galili (Upper Galilee mountains blind mole rat), 4844 nucleotides. It is a transcript of the gene Tmem26, whose product is annotated as transmembrane protein 26. The record is from RefSeq and is a predicted model, not a curated record. Lineage: Eukaryota; Metazoa; Chordata; Mammalia; Rodentia; Spalacidae. The coding region runs from base 689 to 2260 and encodes 523 amino acids. The transcript has 10 exons.